AUGAAGAUUCUUUGUGAUACUAUUCAUUCUACACAGCAAUUACCAAAAAGUCACACAUUAUUGCUUGAUUCUCAAAUUUUACCAUCAAAAUUGAAUAUUAAAUUAAAAACACAUUCUCUCACAUGUUUGGAUAUUCCAUUGGAGACAUUUUCUGAUCUCAAACAAAUAUCUUCAUCACUUGAACGUGAUCAUCAAAAAACAAUGGCUGGUAGUGUUGAUCUUAAUUCGGAAAUGCAACAACAAUUAAAUGAUGAAAAUUUCUCUUGUUUUUCAUCUUCUCAACCUUUAAUAAAUAUUGUAUCAUCUACUAAACAACUACCAAAAGUUCAACAAGAAUGGCGGCAAAUGAUUAAACAUCGCUUUCGAUUAUCAAAUUCAUCUUUAACACCUACAUCAUUAAAUGAUUCUGUUGUUCGACUUCGACGCAGUGGCCAUUUACAAAAUAUUCAUCAAUCAUCAUUACAAACUAUUGAUAAAAUACCCAAACAAAAACGUCGUCUUUUUCUUAAUCAUAAUGGACCUAUUCCAAAAUUUACUUUUCGUGAUUUACCAUCAUAUUCUCGACAAACAUCAUCUAUUAAUCAAUUUGAACAGCCAUUCGAUACUCACAUAUCAUCAUACAUUUCAUUGCCUGAGAUUCAAUCAUUUGUCAAACAGAACGAUCCAGACAAUACAAAUAUUGUUAAUAAUAAAUAUAAACCAUUACUCUCAACUACAUCAUCAUCUUGGAAAAAAUCAGGCUCAUGGUCAUGGAAAUCAAACGAUGCUCUACAAAUUCAUUCAUUUGAAGAUAAACAAAUUCAUUCAAAUAUAGUAAAUAAACAAAUGCAAUGUCAACUUGAUCAUAAUUAUCAUUCUCAUUUACCUGUUAUUAUUGAAUCACCAUUACAAAACCGCUCUUCUUUACAAUCAAUCAAUCAAAAUGAUUACCAUUCUUCAACGAAAUUAACAAAUAUGCAUCGUUCAAAUUCUUCUUUUCAUGAUGAUAAAAUCCAACAAAAGUCAUAUAGAUUAAAUCAAAAAAAGAAUAUUUUUCCUCAUUCAUUUUCAAAUUAUGAAGUAUCACAAAAUAUACUUUCACCGCAAUCAGCAAAUCGAUAUCCAUCAACACCUUUACUGGCUUAUUCACGUCAAAAAACUAAUAAUAAAUUUGAUUAUCAUUCAUAUGAAUUUGAUAUAUCGUCUAUGGCCACUUUCGAUGACGAUGGUGAUAGUGAUUCUAUUUCAAUACAUAGUAGUUUUCGAUCAUGUCUUAACAGUAUUAAUGAUUAUUCAGAAAAUAAUAUUACUGAUAUAUCAUCAUCAUCAUCAUCAUCAUCAUCAGAAAGUUAUUUUCAAGAUGUUUCUUUUAAUUAUGAUUUGAAACCAGAAAUCUUUAAUGAAACAAGAAAACACACACGAUUAUCCAUUCGACAUCUUUGCAAUAUUCACUUUGAUCGCACACCUCUUCGUCGACAUCAAUGUUUUAAAAAGGAUGAAAUUCAAAUACUUCAUCAAGCAUUCAUUCGUGAUCCUCAUCCAUCAACGGAUGCUCUUCAACAAUUGGCUGUACAAUUGAAAGCUCCUAUUGAAAAAGUUCGUCAAUGGUUUAAAAAUCGACGUCAUAGUAACAAGCAAAAGAAACAAGCUAUUCUAACAACACAAACAUCAACAAACACUUAA
Molecule: messenger RNA, 1662 nt
Organism: Rotaria sp. Silwood2
Lineage: Eukaryota; Metazoa; Rotifera; Eurotatoria; Philodinida; Philodinidae
Source: the annotation of a GenBank genome assembly